Molecule: messenger RNA, 1668 nt
Organism: Colletotrichum aenigma
Lineage: Eukaryota; Fungi; Ascomycota; Sordariomycetes; Glomerellales; Glomerellaceae
Exons: 1
Coding region: 1-1668 (555 amino acids)
Source: RefSeq, a predicted model, not a curated record
AUGGAGCUCAUCUGUCUCUUCAACGAUGCUCGCGACGUCCGCAACUUCCUCAAGCGUACUUGGACACGGUACGCUGAACGGAAGACCGAUCUUGUGACCGCCAGUCUAGUAACUCAGGCCUCCUUCCAACACUUGACACAUCUCGAACUCGACUUCUCGCGGGGUUAUCGCUUUGGUUUCCUCGACAUCAUGUUUGGAACUCUGUACACAUUUUGCGCUCUAGGAGAGGCAAAGCAUUGGCUGGUGAUGCCGACCGAGACCGAGGCCAAAGCGUUUGCGUACGACAACAUGCAACGGAUUAUAAGGUCUGGAUGGAUACCGACGCCAGAAAUUGACGAUUGGCUCAUGUCAGAUACGCUUGGCAUGUUGGAUUCCAUUGCGGAUGUUCUCUCAAAAGGCGGGCAGCCAACAGAAGAUGCGCUCCGGCCAGUUUUGUCCAAGUGCUCGACGAACGCCGAGCAUUUUCUUCCCGACACACGCCGUCUCGCUCAACUCCACAUUGAGUCUAAGGCAAUGCAACCAUCUUUUGCUCGAGUGGAUCUUCUCGCCACUCGUCUCAGAGAGACAAUACAACGCACCCGGGUCAGGAUGAGUACCGCGGCUAUGUGUCGUACAUUCUUCGACCUCUACACCAUCAGUGGUCUGCACUCUCUUGUUGAGUCUGAUCUGAAGCAAUUCAUGAGCCAUCGUUCGAUACAACAUCUGAUAGAGAUCGACAAGAGUUCUGGCAUUCAGGAUUCUUUGAUGAAAGCUCAUCUUGACGCUCUCUUUCCGCCUGUCAAUUCAGAUCAGAAGAAACUCUCUGUCCGCAAUCCGUUGUUUCUAGGGUCUGUUCUGAGUUCUCUGGUUUUGAAACUGAACAGUUCGGAGCUCAGUAUAGUGAACAAAAGCGGAUCGCUGAUGGCCGCGGCGCAUUUGUACAAUGCUCUUCGCGUUUUCAAUCCCCAGACCAUGCCGCGCUGGCACGACCUGGACCUCUUGAUCGAGCUGCAGAAGGAGCCUAUGUUUGCCCCCGAGCCGCCAACCGAGUUCGCUCAAUGCGUCAGUAGAUUCUGGAUAGCUCAAGGACUAAAGCCGUCGGAGAUUGUGUCAGCUCGAAUGACGUCCAGAAGACUGGCUCUUGCAUCUGGACGUAAACAUCCAACCGAACUAUAUGAGAAGCGUUUGGCAGGUUUGAAAAGGGGCUCCGGGGUGAGAAGAGAGCUUCGGACUUUGGCGGAGGGGCUUGAUCCCUUGAAGAACACCCCAGGCAAGCGGCGCGAGUUGCGACUGGCACCGCUAUUGCAACAUCUUCACUGGAUGCGAUGCAUUACCGGUGGAUGGAGGCUAUCAAUGGACGAGAAGACGGUACGAGGGUCUGUCGAGACAGAUCUGGGAAAACGUCUCGGUCGCGGUCAAUCUCCUCCCCGAGCAAGUGAUCUACCCGUUGUCGUCUGGCUUGGUCAACUGGAGAAGAUGAUCCAAGCUGAGACACCAAGCUUGUUCUUUGGCUUCACAGAAUUGGAACAAAUCAUGCUCGAUAGUCUCGGCUCUCUUGCGUCGACUGGGGCGGUAGCUCGCGCCUUUGAACAGCCCGACUGUGCCCUUGCGUCGUGGAAAAAGAGCAUGCCAUCUGAGGAAUCGCUCCUCGAAUCUGAGCAUAAAAGGUGGUUGGGUUGGUGCAGGUAA